CGCUAUAGCAGCGAACUAGGCAGGCCAACUUGCAGAGUGCAGCUCAGCCUCGACAGCGGCUGCUUCCUACUGGGGGUCUUCGGAGAGCAUCGCACUCCAAUGUGCGCUGCUGUGCCCGCUGGAUGUUGAAAUCGCGCCGUGCGCCUCGCCAGGAGCCACCAUGUCCAACCCAACCCACGACCCGUUCUACUCGUCUCCGUUCGGACCCUUCUACAGGAGACACUCGCCCUACAUGGUCCAGCCCGAGUAUCGGAUCUACGAGAUGAACAAGCGGCUGCAGGCGCGCACAGAGGAAAGUGACAGUUUGUGGUGGGACGCCUUCGCUACAGAGUUUUUUGAGGAGGACGCCACUCUCACGCUCUCCUUCUGCCUCGAAGAUGGACCAAAGAGAUACACGAUCGGCCGGACGUUGAUACCCCGUUACUUCAGCACGGUGUUUGAGGGUGGGGUCACCGAGCUCCACUACAUCCUCAAACACUCCAAGGAGUCCUUCCACAACUCCUGCAUCACCCUGGACUGUGAUCAGUGCACCAUGGUCACCCAGCACGGGAAGCCAAUGUUUACAAAGGUUUGUACAGAGGGUCGUUUGAUACUGGAGUUUGCCUUUGAUGAUCUGAUGAGGAUCAAGACGUGGCACUUUACCAUCCGGCAGUACCGAGAGCUCAUCCCCCGCAGCAUCCUGGCCAUGCACGCACAAGACCCUCAGGUGCUGGAACAACUGUCCAAAAACAUCACUCGCAUGGGUUUGACCAACUUCACCCUCAACUACCUCAGGUUGUGUGUCAUCCUGGAGCCCAUGCAGGAGCUCAUGUCAAGGCACAAGACCUACAACCUCAGCCCCCGGGACUGUCUCAAGACAUGCCUAUUCCAGAAGUGGCAGAGAAUGGUAGCCCCACCAGCUGGACACCCACAGAACUUCAAAACGGAAAUAUUUCCCACAAAUCACAAAAAAGGUCGCGCCAAAGCUGAGCCCGCCCGACAGACAACCACGAAGAGGAGGAAACGGAAGAACUCAGCCAGCAGCGCCAACAGCAGCGUGGGCACCACCGCCAGCAAGAAACGCAGCCCCGCCACCAACUUCAGCCUCUCCAGUCAGGUACCUGACGUGAUGGUGGUGGGCGAGCCGACCCUGAUGGGCGGCGAGUUCGGGGACGAGGAUGAGCGUCUGAUAACGCGCCUGGAGAACACGCAGUACGACGCCACCAAUGGCCUGGACGACGAGGACGACUUCAACAGCUCCCCGGCUCUGGGCAACAACGCUCCCUGGAGCAGCAAACCCCCCGCCGCCCAGGACAGCAAGCCUGAGAGCACAGCGCCCCAGCCCUCGCAGUAAAACAAAAGAAGAAGAAGAAGAAAACAACAGAUCCUUGACUCCAUGUGGACUGGACUUUUUAACCUCUCCCUCCUCCCCUGAGGGCCGUGCUUCUACGCCUCAUAACAUUGUACUGAAUCAGAAUCUGCAAACUCACCGCUGGCGUGUCCAGCUGAAAAUCUUCUGAAUAUUUUCUUCUUCUCUGACUCACUGUAACAUCUUGGAGAACACUGAGAACUGGCAGCAUUGCACAGCAAUAUCCACAUGUCAAAGACAACAAAUGCGUACGGGACGUAUGCAACUGUAAUGUAAAAAAUACCGAGGCGUGGGCAUUUUUUUUUGUUUCAAGAAUGCAGUGGAAAAUUGUGGAUCAAAUUCUCCCUCAGAUACAAACCUCUCGUCUAGUGGAAUACUACAGCUGUGAUUGGUUGACCUGCAGGUCACGAGUCAUCAUGCUGACAGUAGACAGAGGGGAGAAAAGAAGAAGAAUAAAAACAACAAACAAAAAUGUCUCAAAAAUGGCAAGCUCAACGGUGAGAAGGCAAGGUGUUUUUUUAACAGAGCCAAUGGAAGCGUCUAACCACAUUGGAGACAAAUGAAACAUUGUUUGAGGCAAUUGCAUUUUUAUUGGAAAUUCAGUCGGCUGUUGGUUUGUUUCUGCUGUUGCUGUUUAUUUCCAUUUCCAAUUAAGAGGAAAUAAAAGUUCUCUACCGCUAUGGACUCCUUUCAAACGAGGGGAAAUCGUGUCCUAGGAUUGUUUUUUCCACAUUACUGCGGUCGUCACAGAUUGUGAUUUCAUGCAAACCAGUUUGAUUGUGUUCGUGGUCUAUUGGUAUUUUGCUUCUCUCAGAAUCCUUUGCAGUCACGUUGUAAUUUUGCCGAUCAGUAUGUGAACUUUGCCGACACGCAUUGAUGCAUUAAUGUUGAUUUUCUUUUCUUUUUUC
Epinephelus fuscoguttatus (brown-marbled grouper) is the source of this 2256-nucleotide messenger RNA. RefSeq names its product LIM domain binding 2a (gene ldb2a). The record is from RefSeq and is a predicted model, not a curated record. Gene Ontology annotation, cellular component: nucleus; transcription regulator complex. Gene Ontology annotation, biological process: positive regulation of transcription by RNA polymerase II; nervous system development; negative regulation of transcription by RNA polymerase II. Gene Ontology annotation, molecular function: LIM domain binding. The transcript is spliced from 9 exons. Lineage: Eukaryota; Metazoa; Chordata; Actinopteri; Perciformes; Serranidae. Bases 161 to 1333 code for a protein of 390 amino acids.